AUGGGAAUUAUAGUCUUCAUAUUUCUUAUUGAGCAAAGUGUUGCACUGGUUUCACCAAAGUACCUGUACCCGCUAGGUGGAGAUAGUUUUACUUACGAUGUCAUCAAUAACCAGGACGGAAUAAAUCCACAGUCAACAGAUUGCUUCACUGUUGGACCAAAUCAUCCUCAGCUUAGUUUUUCAGCCAUGUAUUUCGAUAUGAAUGUUAAUAAAUAUGCAGAUGUCAGGAUUCCGUCAGAUACCUCGAUUUCCGAUAUUGGUUUCACUGUUUUUUUCAAUGCCUUAGAUCCAUCGGGUUAUCUUUUUCAUUACCGUUCGGACAAUCAAGGAAAUAUCAACUUUAUAACAGAAAUGUAUGUUAAAAUAGAUAAUGGUCAAGUCAUUUCCAAAAUUGACAGCAGUAGUUAUUCAGCCUCUCCACUUGUGUUUCCUGUUGGAGCUAAUGGGCCUCAUACCAUCUCACUGAAUACAUGGAUUAUGAUAUCCUUUUCGAACUCCUACUCUGGCACAACAACACUUUAUGUCAACACGCUUGUGGAAGAUUACACACAUCCGUUUAAUUUUAGAUUGAAAACACCCGGGACAUUACGAUUCGGUGCAUCUCUGCUUUCACCGACUAAUGCAUUUCACGGAUUUAUGACAUGUGGUGCUCUUUAUAAUGUUGCAAGUGGUUUUGACAAUGUUGCUGAAAUUUUACAAUACUGUUCGGAAACAAAUUGGCCGAACUUACCCCCAAAGCCAACAUGUCAGAACUGGUAUGUAACAGUUUCAGUUCAUCACCUCUUUCCGUUGGAUGACGUGGCAUGGACAUCUGAUGUUCAUUUGAUGCUCCACAACAAUAACAACAAAUGUUUGAGAUCAGGAAAAACUCAUCCAAGUUUUGAUCACCGUGGUCUACGUUUUGAUGGCUCGUCAUAUUCCAGUUUAAAGCUAACAAUAAACAGUAGUGAUUUAUCAGGAGACUUUUCCCUUAUGACUUAUAUUUAUUUUCAGAACUUCUCGUCAGGAAAAAUAAUUCAAAUUCUAUCCUCAUCGGGAAACACUGUUCUAGAAUUAAUACACACAGGCACGGGUGUUUAUUUCGAAGCAUUUACAACAAGUUCUUCGUGUGCCCUUUCACAUAUCACUACAAAUAUCAAUUUCAAUUCGUGGAUUCUGUUGGGAAUACUGAGGGAAACAAACCAAUUACUGGUGUCGAUUGAUGACAGUAUUUUUCAUAUUCCUGAUACUUGCGGUUCAUUUGGAUUAUCUGGCAAUGCCUACAUUGAAAUAGGUAAUUCUGAGAGAGGGAGUAUUGGAUUUCGUGGUAGCAUGAGAUGUCUUGUUCUUUUCAACGAAUUACUCGAUACUAAUGUUGGAAGUACUAUGAAACAUUAUUGUACAUCAGCACAAUCGGAUGCUGUAGCAAAUGUUAUCAACAAUUGUGCUCUACAGCCUUUAUGUGAGAGAAAAUACCUGCUCUUAAGACAUAAUAUGAAGCCAGUAAACGCAUUUCAACAAUUAUCAUCUGGCAUCUUUCGUUCACUACCGGCUUGUGCAGCACAUUGUUUUACGCUUGCGGACUGUAGAUCAUUUACGUAUAAUAAUAGUCAAUGUGUAACAUAUGAUGAAGUCACAGCUGCCGGUUUGAUUAAUUCUCCUGGGGUACGGUAUUACAUCCUUGCUAUUUGA
Lottia gigantea (owl limpet) is the source of this 1671-nucleotide messenger RNA. RefSeq lists its product as hypothetical. The record is from RefSeq and is a predicted model, not a curated record. Lineage: Eukaryota; Metazoa; Mollusca; Gastropoda; Lottiidae. The transcript is spliced from 4 exons. The coding region runs from base 1 to 1671 and encodes 556 amino acids.